This is a messenger RNA of Osmerus eperlanus (European smelt), 2298 nucleotides long. Its product is annotated as DNA-binding protein Ikaros-like. Gene Ontology annotation, biological process: regulation of transcription by RNA polymerase II. The record is from RefSeq and is a predicted model, not a curated record. Gene Ontology annotation, molecular function: DNA-binding transcription factor activity; RNA polymerase II cis-regulatory region sequence-specific DNA binding. Bases 153 to 1820 code for a protein of 555 amino acids. The transcript has 8 exons. Lineage: Eukaryota; Metazoa; Chordata; Actinopteri; Osmeriformes; Osmeridae.
GCUCCAGCGGCGGAGAAGGGAAUCUUACGGCGGGAGAGACUGGCCACUUCAAACUGAACCUGACGUUAUUGCGUUAUUAUCCCAGGUGCGAGUUAUAAGACCAGACAACUUCUUCAUUCUGUACUUUCCGCUCCAGAGAGCAACGUUCCACGAUGAACAGAGACCAGCCCCAAGAGUUCAAACCGGCAGAGAGUGAAAUGAUGGAUAUCAGCAGCAGUACGACAGACCAGAUACCACAGGAAGAGAGUGAGGUGGAGAAGAAGAAGGAGGCGGAAGAAAUGAGUUACGGGGCCCUGGAGAAUGCCUCAGUCAAUGAAAUGGAGUCUUCAUCUGAAUCCGCAGAUAAGGAACAGAUAACAGCUGGGAUCAUCGUGAAAACGGAGGAAGAGGAGACGUUCGAACAGAAGGGCGACGGCGGAGGAGGGGACGAGCUGAAGGACGAGCGGGGGGGCUUCGAUGCGCUGGAGGAGGAGGAGGAGGACGAUGAGGAGGAGGAGGAGGAGGAGGAGGAGCGGGAGCGAGAAGGGGAAGAGGGCGAAGAGGAGGAGGAGGACGAGGAGAGGGACGGCGACGAGGAGGGCGAUCCCCUCGACGAGCCGCAGGACCUCUCCCUGGCCGACUACGGCAAGUACGACAACCAGGCGGAGCCGACGGACGCGCGUCAUCCCGGCACCGCCGCCCCCCUCUACGGCGCGCCGGCGGCCGGCGCUUCUCCCCGCGGCCACACGGGCAGCAAGCUCUGCUGCGACAUCUGCGGCCUGUCGUGCGUCAGCAUCAACGUGCUGCUCGUGCACAAGCGCAGCCACACCGGCGAGCGUCCGUUCCACUGCACGCAAUGCGGCGCCUCCUUCACUCAGAAGGGAAACCUGCUACGCCACAUCAAACUGCAUUCUGGGGAGAAGCCCUUCAAGUGCCCCAUGUGCAGCUACGCUUGUCGCAGACGCGACGCCCUCAGCGGGCACCUGCGAACGCACUCUGUGGAGAAGCCCUACAAGUGCAACCACUGUGGUCGCAGUUAUAAGCAACGGAGCUCUCUGGAGGAGCACAGAGAGAGGUGCCACGUGUACAUCCAGAACAAAGGCCACACGGAACGAGCCUCCGAGGACGCCCACGCAUCCAGGACCCAGAUGGGCAGCGAGCGAGCUCUGCUGCUGGACAGGCUGGCCAGCAACGUGGCCAAGCGCAAGAGCUCCAUGCCACAGAAGUUCACCGGGGACAAUGGUGUGUGUCUGGACCUGAGCUUCAACAGGGAGCUGCUGCACCACCGCACCGAUGCCAUGGAUCCCCCUCCCCACUCUUCCCCGGGCCCAGACGCCCUCCACCACCACUCCUCCCUCCAUGCCGGCCAGGACUCUGGUGACCCCGCCCACAGGUCCUACCCGGUCCCUCUGGCUCUGACCAACGGCCACAAGUUGGAGCUCCCUCCCCCCGGGCUGUCCCACCUGACCCGUCCUGGGCAAGGCCACCUAGGACUGGACCCGCUCCACCCCGACAGCCUCUCCCAGCCUCUGUACAGCCUGGGCCACCUGCUGGGGGUGGCGAAUGCCCACAACGGCCUCCCGCUCCCCCACGGCCUGUCCAUGGCCCCCCCGGAGGCCCUGAGGGUGGUGAGGGGCGACGGGGAGGCCAUGGCGGGGGCCGUGUACCCCUGCGCCCACUGCAGGGUGAUCUUCCUGGACUACGUCAUGUUCACCAUCCACAUGGGUUGUCACGGUUUCCGCGACCCUCUGGAGUGCAACGUGUGCGGCCAUCGCAGCCGGGACCGUUACGAAUUCUCUUCCCACAUUGCCCGUGGUGAGCACCGCAUAGAGUUGAAGUAGUGUGCUCACACACACACAUAAGCACAUACACACUCUCCACUAGCAUACACACUCCAAAUGCACACACUCACUAGCAGUCCUAGGUAUAACCACAUACACGUUGACACACAUACACAGGCGUUUCAAAUGAGCACAUGUAAACAGAAAAAGGCACCUCAGGUAUUAGAAUUAUUUGUUUUUAUCUGUUUAUUUAUCCGUACUUACAAACGCAGCACACAACCAAAUGUAGCAUUUAAUGUGCUGAGUGAGGACUUAUACAACGUGUAUUUAUGUAAAAUACAUUUAUAACUGGGUAAAUGAUAUGAUGAAAAAUAUGUAUACAUGUUUUAUUCUGUUUUCAACUUUUUAAAUGUUUUCUUUUCAUGGUUUGUUGACGUGUUUUUCAUGUCCUUUGAAGAACAGCAAGUUGUAAACUGACUGUAUGCUGUCGACGUCUCCUGUCAACUGUACCAAGUGUGAAAAUAAACACAUCAUAUUA